AUGGAUGCGGCCAUCCAAGGAAACGAGUGGAUCACAACCACGGUGGCGCUCAAGACGAUUCACGAAUUGGUGGUCAAUUGCGAAGCGAAUAAAAUGCUAUUGGAGCGAUUCGACUGGUACAUCCUACCCAUGGCCAACCCGGAUGGUUACGAGUAUUCUUGGAAUACAAUGUUUCAAGACUGGAAAAAGAAUCGAUCACCGAAUGGUCUUCACGUUGGCACCAAUCUGAAUCGAAACUUCGACACCAAGCGGAAUAAGUUGGAUAAAUGGCAUCGCUUAACCAGCAGUCAAGAGACGCCCCUGAAAGACGUCGAGGUUUUUGAGAGCAUAGCAAACUAUGUCAGUGAACGUAUAUUUCUGGAAACAAAGCCCGUCUUCCUGCGAAUUCCCCCAAAGGAAUACGAAAGAUCGGGUGGUUCCAGUUUGGACUACGCCUUCGAACAGGGAUUUCCUCUAACUUAUGGACUUGAGGUCUUUGAAUCAUUGGCUAAUCCGGAAUUUAGUGGGGGAGCGUAG
Drosophila biarmipes is the source of this 516-nucleotide messenger RNA. RefSeq names its product carboxypeptidase O-like. Lineage: Eukaryota; Metazoa; Arthropoda; Insecta; Diptera; Drosophilidae. The transcript has 3 exons. Gene Ontology annotation, biological process: proteolysis. The record is from RefSeq and is a predicted model, not a curated record. Gene Ontology annotation, molecular function: zinc ion binding; metallocarboxypeptidase activity. The coding region runs from base 1 to 516 and encodes 171 amino acids.